Alosa alosa (allis shad) is the source of this 2312-nucleotide messenger RNA. RefSeq lists its product as uncharacterized. Lineage: Eukaryota; Metazoa; Chordata; Actinopteri; Clupeiformes; Clupeidae. The transcript is spliced from 7 exons. Bases 101 to 1330 code for a protein of 409 amino acids. The record is from RefSeq and is a predicted model, not a curated record.
UCAGCACUUGAACGGAGCGACACACUCAAGUGGAAUCCUUAGCCUACCAAGAGAAUUUCUGAUCUGCAACACCUCUAUCAAACUAGCCUACUCUGAAAUCAUGGCAACAACAGAGAUUGAGAGCACAUUCAGUCCGGAGUUUGUACAAGAGUUACUGCCGUCAGCACAGCGAGUUGCUCUAUUGUACAAUGUCUCUUAUCUGUGUCUGGCCAACUUCCCCAAGCUGGAGAGGAUGCUGCGGGAGAGGGCCUUGGAGACCCAGAUGCUGUUUGGUUCAUCUGAGGCCAUGCUGCUGAAGUGUGUGCUUACCAGUGGCAACUUGGUUUCAUCCCUGUUUCCAAUGCUCAAAAUAGCAGUGGAGAAGAAUAAGCCUACGCUCGCUGUGAGGUACCUGGGGAAGGCAAAAGCUUGGAUUAACGAUAUCAUCGAUGAUGUUGACGACCUUGUAAAGAAGUAUGAGAAACACACCACAGAUGUUGCCACAACCACUAGUGAUGUCAUUGCUGAAAAGGAUAGUACAGAACAGAAAAUAGAGAAGUUGAGUAAAGAAAGACAGGCAAUCAAAGACCAUUUGGAAAAACUCAAAAAAGACCUGAAACAAGCUGUCGAUGAAUUGGGCAAUAUAGAUACAAAACUAAAAGCCAAAAGCAAUGAGCUUCAACAACAUGUCCAAGAUGCUACCAGGGAGGAUGCUGGGCUUGGCAUCUUUGGUGCUAUAGUGCCGUUUAUUGGACCCAUAGUCCAUGCCAUCUACAAGACAGCAACUUCACCAGGUGUUGUAGCCAAAACCAAGGCUCUGGAGAAUGAGAUCAAUCAACUAAUUUCAGAGAAAACUGCACUGAGGCAGAAGGAGUGGCAACUCCAGAAUGAAGUGAUCAACUGGCAGAUGCAGGAGACGAAGGCCAGCAUUGAAUUGGGUACAAUUCCAUCCCCAGAACAUCUACCCGAGGUUCAGGCUCACCUGUCUAAAAUCGUUCAGAUUCUGAUUUGCCUACUAACAUUCUGGAAGAAAGUCGGUACACUGCUGGACUCCCUGGAACAGAAGACCUUUGCUGAUGAAGACUUGGUUGAUUUUUUAGAAGACACGAAGGAGGAGUUUUUGAAAUCAAUCACUGCAGCUGAAAUGGUUUGGAAGUCUUUUGGUGCCGGAUGUGCGAGAGCCAAUGUGAUAUUCGCUGUCGAGACCAAAGAUGCCUACAAGUUCCUGGAGUUCAGCCCUUCCUCCCUCCCCAAGGAGGAGUGGAAGAAAGCGCAUGAUGCUGUGAUGGAGAAGCUGAAGGAGAUAGAGCCUCCCGUCACUCCUACCAUCACCAUGGAAACCUCAGAGUAAUCUACUGAUGCUGAUCCGUGAUCCAGCGCUAAUCUGCUGAUCCGUGAUCCUGUGAUCCCAUUUGCCUGUUUUGCUUUGCAAAUGUUUGUCAUAAUUGCUGGCCUGCCUUCUUGACCGGGGUUCGAGGUGUUUUGCUGUGUACCUGUUUCUGUCCUGACUGCUUCUUGACUAAUAUAUUGAAGAGGUUCAUUAGGCUUACUGUAUUAUACUAUUUCUCACUGUUUCUCUGUACAAGCCAAUAAGGUAAAAUUGAUUUUUUUUUUUUUUUGUGUACCUGACAAGUUUCGGCUACCUUGCCUCUGUAGCCUUCAUCAGAGGUGUCACGUGAUGUUGGUGUGAUGUGGUCUGAGAUGUGUUAUAUGGAGUUCUCCAUCCCACCUGAUGUGGUGUGACGUGGUCUGAGAUGUGUUAUAUGGAGUUUUCCAUCCCACCUGAUGUGGUGUGACGUGGUCUGAGAUGUGUUAUAUGGAGUUCUCCAUCCCACCUGAUGUGGUGUGAUGGCCUGGGGUGCUCCAGGGGGACUAAGAUUCAAGGUGUUUUGCUGUGUACCUGUUUCUGUCCUUACUGCUUCUUGACUAAGAUUCAAGGUGUUUUGCUGUGUACCUUACUUGAUUUGUUUUUGCCUAGUGUCUAGUAGUGAAGUGUGAACUUGUGGACGUGAAUUUAGUUUGGACUCCCGCAGGAAGUAAAUGCCAGCAAUGUAGAGUUAGACACUUUUGACGAUUUUACAUUAAGAGGCUUUUUUAUUAUUAUUAUUGUCAUCAUUAAAAAUACAACACAGCCUGUAUUAACAGUAUUGACAGUAGUCUGUAUUAACAGGUAUACAAUAAUGUCAAAUCUUUCACUAAGGUUUAUUUUUCGUGUACAUUAUGAUAGAAAUGUUCACAUCUUAAUUUGUUUAAUCUAGCUUUCGCUGGCUUCUAUUAGGAAUUGCCACUGCUGGUGUCUACUGUUUUCACCUAUUAAAUCCAGAUAAAUCUCA